AUGGGUAUGUUUAGAUUAUUAAAUGGACUCGAGAAUAAAAUUGAAUUAAAUACAGACACUAAAAGAUCACUAAUCAAAAAAUAUAUACCAACAGUUUCAAAUAAAUCUGUAUUUACAAAAAUUAAACUUUGUAAAUUAAAGGAUAAAAAUACAAUUAAAAAUUUAAAAGAUAAUUUCAUUGUACCAAAUUAUUAUUAUGAUGCAUCAAAUAUAAUUGAAAAUCCUGAAAUAAAUAAAUUUAUUUGGGGGAAUAAAAAAAAGGGUUCUUAUUCAAUUAGAUUGAUUAUUCCAAAAAGUUCAAGAAAUAUUUAUAUGUCUGAUUUAAACUUUAUUAAUAAACCAUCAAUUUAUAAUAAUUCAACCAAUUUAAGAAUGAAUCUAGAUGAUACAAAUGAUGGUGCUAGUAUUUUAACUUCAGCAGUAACUUUAAAAGGCCAUAUACUUAUUGAUGUCAUAGAAGAAUUAAAAUCUCCAAUUAUAUUAGACUCGAUUAAUAUUUAUUUUAAAUGUUUUAUUACAGAAAUUAUUAUGCAAACAGAUAAUGAAUUAAAUGAAUCUAAAUAUCCAACAUCUGUUGCAUUUCAAAUAUUUGAUAAAAGGACACUUUUAAGAAUGUUACCUAUUCAAUCAUUACAUAUUAAUUUAUUAGAAAUGAUCCCAAACGGAAUUAAAUUACAAGAAAUUGGCAAAAUUGAAUUACCAUUUACAUUUAUAAUAUAUCCAAAUAAGUUUCCUGCUCAAUUAAAUACAGUUUGGGGUAAAACGUUUUAUCGAGUUGAAUGUCAAAUAAUGAAAAAAGAUUUACAAAAAAAUUAUAAAGAAUGGUUAAUUUUAUCAAGAAAGAUUCAAUAUCAUAGAGUCUUAUCAAAUGAAUAUGACAUGGCAUUAUUAAAAGAUGCUGUAUUUUAUCGUGGAAUUUGUAACAAAUUAAAUGUUGAAUAUCAAAUAUGUUUGGAUAGUAGAAUUAUUGAAAUUAAUUCCCAUUUUAAUAUAUGUAUUGAAUUAUUACUUCAAAAAAAAUAUCCAUUAGAUACUAUAACAGUUUUCUUAAUACAAAAUGUUGCAAUACCAUUUGGUCGAUCAUCCUCAUUAAAUUAUAUGGAUUCAUCUAAUACUGAUGAUGACAAUAAUACUAAAACAGGUUGUCAUAUAUUUAAGAUUGAAAAACGUCUUUAUAGUGGACAAACUACUAAUUCUGGAAUUAAAAGUAAAGAUAGAUUAUAUCAAACUAUUGAAAAUAGUGAAGAAAAUGAAGAUAUUCAAAUAAUUUCAAUCAAUGACUUAAGAAUAACAAAUUAUAAUGAAUUAAUCAAAGCUAAUACUCUUGUACAUCCUUUCUAUUGUGAAAGUAGUACUCAAAAUCCAAAUAUGGCAAGAAUUAAGAUUAGUCAUUUUCUUAGUAUACGAUUUGAAUUUAAAAUGGAAGGUAAAAAAAGAUCACCUAGAAUCUUUCACAGAAUUCCAAUUUGUUUAAUCGAUAAACUAAUACUAGAUAGUAUGAAUAUGCCAAGUUAUGACAAAAUAUAG
This is a messenger RNA of Maudiozyma saulgeensis, 1527 nucleotides long. NCBI's taxonomy places the organism in Eukaryota, Fungi, Ascomycota, Saccharomycetes, Saccharomycetales, Saccharomycetaceae. The record is from the annotation of a GenBank genome assembly.